AUGAGCACUGAUAGCCUGAUCGGCUCCCUUCACCUGGUGGCUGACGCCUUUCGGGCCCGAGCAGAUCAGCAGCAGGAGGACGCCAAGCCCUCGACGCGCACAAGCCCUACAAAUGAGCCAACACUUGCCAUGCCUUUGGCCCACGAAAAGUCGUCUCCUGGCGUCGACGUGAUAUCUACCCCUUUUACCAACAUGAUGGCAAUACAAGCGCUCGAUGAUAGCGGAUGCGUGGAUGACGGAGGAAGCGCGGAGAGCAAGCCAUCAACCCCUGAAUCUCCACCCAGCAUGGGGGCCAUCGCUAGGACUGAUCAGCCCCAACCGCACAGCCCGUCCCAAGCACCCUCCGAGGCUCGUGAUCGGUCCGACCAUGAUUCUGUGCACAGGCCCACCCUAGACAGUCCCACGACCAUCGAGCAAGAAUCUUGCUCAGACGCAGACCUGACCGAACGGUUGGGACUUGAGGCACAGAUUGCAUUGAAAGAAGAGGUUCUCUUGUAUCAGCAGCUUCUGCGCCGCGUAACCUCACCAGACCGUGCAGAUUUAGCCCAAGAUCUGCUUCAAGCACGACAACAAGCCACACGCAUCCAUUGGCAAUAUGAGCGCCUGCGGCGGCAUCAAGACUUUACGCUGCAGCGCCUUGAAUCACUAGGACGGCAAAUCAAGCAAUGCGUACAACAGCAGAACUCUGGCCACCCUGACAAGAAGACCUUCGAAGAGCAGAUUUCACAGCUUGAGGCGCUGCUGCUCGCCAUGGCACGGGCGAGAAGGAAUCUCAAUCACCACGCCCUUGCCGAUUAUCAUGCUCCUAGAGUUCGGGGACAGAAGACGGUCGUCCCUGUGCCGAUAGGCGCAUGGCCGGCCAUGUUCUGGAGAAGACAGUCAAAUGUACAGCUGGCAUUGGCAUUGGUCUUUGCCCUACUAGCUCUGUUUUGCGCUUGGUGGUGGCAUCUCGGGGUCUUUGACGAACCACCAAACGAGUUUUUCUGA
Messenger RNA from Monosiga brevicollis MX1, 987 nucleotides. RefSeq lists its product as uncharacterized. The record is from RefSeq and is a predicted model, not a curated record. Lineage: Eukaryota; Choanoflagellata; Craspedida; Salpingoecidae. The coding region runs from base 1 to 987 and encodes 328 amino acids. The transcript has a single exon.